Messenger RNA from Cornus florida, 3304 nucleotides. RefSeq names its product receptor-like protein EIX2. Bases 26 to 2962 code for a protein of 978 amino acids. Gene Ontology annotation, molecular function: protein binding. The record is from RefSeq and is a predicted model, not a curated record. The transcript is spliced from 3 exons. Lineage: Eukaryota; Viridiplantae; Streptophyta; Magnoliopsida; Cornales; Cornaceae.
UAGUACUAUAUAUAGGGGUCAUUACAUGGCUAAAGAUGAUAAAGAAAACCAAGAGUUUUGGUGUUUCACUAAUUGUGAGUGGUUAUUUCUGAAAAUGAUGAGCGGAGAAAUGUUGUUUAAACAUUUCAAAGUGUUGGUGGUUGUGGUUUUUUUACUAAUAUUUUGCUUGAAAAUGAAACCAGCUCUUGGAUUAUUCAGUAAUUCAAGUGUUGGUAAAGCAGUGAGGUGCAUAGAGAGGGAGAGACGAGCUCUCCUUGAGUUUAAAGAAGGGCUCAUUGAUGAUUAUGGCAUUCUCUCUUCUUGGGGGAACUCAACUGAAGACUGCUGCAAAUGGAGAGGAGUCCGAUGUAGCAACCGCACUGGUCACGUGACUGUGCUUGGCUGGGAUAAAAACCUCGAUCAGCGUUUGGGAGGUAAGAUUAGUCCUUCAUUGCUUGAAUUGCAGCAUUUGAGGUAUUUGGACCUCAGUUUCAAUGAUUUUACAGGGAGCCAUAUCCCAGAAUUCAUUGGUUCCUUUAGCAGUCUACAAUACCUCGAUCUUUCAGAUAAUUAUUUUGUGGGUACGGUUCCUAAUCAGUUUGGGAAUCUUUCCCAAUUGCGUGCUCUUGAUUUGGGGUCUAAUUAUGAAGUGAGUGUAAAAAGUUUAGAGUGGGUUUCUCAUCUUUCUUUAUUAAGAUACCUUGAUCUGACCCAGGUUAAUCUGAGCAAUGCAAUAGAUUGGAUGGAAGCAACCAAUAAGCUCCCUCUCCUAACGGAAUUGCACUUGAGUGGAUGUGAUCUCCAUGGUAUCAUUUCACCCCAACUUCCAUUGAUAAAUUCUUCUAAAUUGUCUCUUGUUGUCCUUGAGCUAUCCCACAAUUCUUUCAAUUCUUCAAUAUACAGUUGGUUGUUCAAUUUCAAUACAAGUCUUGUUCAUGUAGACCUUUCUCAUAACAAUUUACAAGGUCCAAUCCCUGAUUCCUUCGGAAACUUCAAUUCCCUUGCCUAUCUUGAUCUCUCUUCCAAUCAACUUGAAGGUGGGAUUACAAAAUCCAUUGGGAACUGUACUAGUUUACAAACAUUGAAUUUGGGUUCGAAUCAACUUGGUGGUUCAGUGCCUCACAGUAUCACAAGACUUUCGUCUUUGAAGGAAUUGUAUCUGGAUGGUAAUCAAUUGAGUGGGUCUUUACCAGAUUUAAAAGGAUUAUCUUCAUUAAGAGAGUUGUAUCUUUGGAACAAUAGCUUGACUGGACCACUACCCAGAAGUAUUGGGCAACUUCUCAUGCUUGAACUUUUGGACAUUUCUUCAAAUUCUUUACAAGGUACAAUCUCCGAAACCCACCUCUCAAAUCUCAAAUACUUAAAGUAUUUGGACUUGACUCUUAACUCCCCAUCUUUAGACUUCAGUUCUGAUUGGAAUCCUCCUUUUCAACUCGAUGUCAUAAGGUUGCGGUCUUGCCGGUUGGGCCCUCGUUUCCCAAACUGGCUUCUAACUCAAAACAAUUACUCUGAGCUUGAUAUCUCUAAUUCUGGAAUUUCAGAUAUUGUCCCUAGGGAGUUUUGGAAUUUAUCUCCUAAACUGUCUUACAUAAAUCUCUCUUCCAACCACAUGAAUGGCAUGGUGCCUGAUUUGACAUCAUUGAAGACAUUUUUUUAUCCUAUAAUAGAUUUGAGCAAUAAUCGUUUUGAGUGUCCAAUGCCACUAUUUCCUCCCAACAUCACACUUUUGAAUCUCUCUAAAAAUAUGUUUUCUGGGUCAGUUUCUUUCUUAUGCAACAUAACCAAUGAGUUUCUCAGCUUUCUUGACCUCUCAGAUAAUCGAUUAUCAGGGGAGCUUCCUGAUUGCUGGAUGCAUAUGGAUGGAUUAGCCGUCCUUAAUUUGGCUAACAAUAAUUUCUCAGGAAAAAUUCCUAACUCUAUGGGUUUCCUCUAUCAAAUUCAAACAUUGCACUUGCGCAAUAACAAUUUCAUUGGAGAAUUUCCUUCAUCAUUGAAGAAUUGUAGUGAUUUGAAGAUCAUUGAUAUGGGAGAAAAUAAAUUAUCAGGAAAAAUACCAGCAUGGAUAGGGACAAUCUUCACAAGUUUAAUUGUUCUUAGUCUGCGAUUGAAUAAGUUGCAUGGACAAAUACCUCUAGAAAUAUGCCAUCUAAACUCUAUUCAAAUCUUGGACCUCUCCCAAAACAAUAUAUCUGGGAUUAUACCGCCAUGCUUCAAUAAUUUUACUUCUUUGGUUUGGCGGGAUAAAUCUAAAGGAAACAUUGUUCAUGACUAUAUUACUGAUACAGGUUCUUAUGUUGAUGGCAAUGUGUAUGUAGACAAUGCAUUGGUGCUAUGGAAAGGGAAAGAGAGUGAGUUCAAAAGUAAUCUAGGACUGAUGGGAGGCAUUGAUCUUUCUGGCAAUAGAUUAGUUGGAAAAAUUCCUGAAGAAUUCUCGAGUCUUACAGAAUUGAAUUAUUUGAACCUAUCGAGAAAUGAAUUGAAUGGAUAUGUCAUUCAAAAUAUUGGUGAGUUAAAAAUGCUAGAAUCUCUCGACUUGUCCAGAAAUCAUAUUUCUGGUGAGAUUCCUACAAGCAUAACUCGUUUAGAUUUUCUUGCUGUCUUGGAUUUGUCAAAUAACAACCUGUCUGGGAAAAUUCCAUCAAGCACUCAAUUGCAGAGCUUUGAUGCCUCUGCAUAUUCUGGAAAUGAUGAACUUUGUGGGCUUCCACUUCCAAAUAAGUGCCCAGGAGAUGAAACAACUCUGGAACCAUCUGUCGGUAAAGAUGAUAUCAUUCAAGGAAAUGAGGAUGGGUUCCUAAACCGAGAAUUUUAUGUCAGCUUGGGGCUAGGCUUUGGGGUUGGAUUUGGUGGAGUCUUUGGCACUUUAUUGCUCAAACGUUCAUGGCAACAUGUCGUUUUCAAGUUCUUGAACAACAUAAAAGACUGGAUCUAUGUGACAAUAGCAGUAAAAAUGUCCAAAUUGAGGAGGAGGCCUCAAAGCUAAUAGCAGUGACUAUGACCAGAGUGUGGAGGUAGCUUCAUAGCUAAUAGUGACAACUUCGAGUUUUGCAUACCCUCCAAUGCUGCAGCUGUCUCCUAGGCCUCUCUAUUUCUUGAAGAAUAUAUUGUAGAACUAUUCUCUACAUUACUUGUACUAGAUUUAGUUAGUGUUGAUUGAAGCACAACCAUAUGGUGUUGGACUAUUUAUAUUAGGAAUGGUUGUGGCCUGGGCAAUCCAAAAUAAAUAUAUUACAUUGUUUGUUGUCUAAUAUUUGCUUUCAAAUGUACCAUUGAAAAUAGGGUUUCUUGAAUAUUAUUAUUAAUAAAGCCUCUUUUCUAGAUGUAA